UCUGACAGGGGGUAGCUGCACGGAACAACUUUAUUGUAAGAUCUUAGUUUUAAUAGGGAAUCAGAAGCCAGUCACUAUAAUUCAAGAUAAUUAAUUAUGUUUGAAUAGCAGAUUGCUAUUUACAAACAAAAAUGGCUAGGUAUGUGUAGUUAUAGUUUGCUUAUAUUUCAAUACUUUUCAAAUACUAAACCUUUGUUUACAGCCUCCCGAGAAGCAUACGGCGAAAUGCGCUGGCUAAAAUAGCUGAGCUCUCUGCGACGUCAUCAACUGGAGAUUUUGAGGGUUCUGAUAUUGAGAGGCUCUGUCGAGUUUCUUCUGGCAAUAAUAAGUUAUCUGGGCGUGUGAAUGGAGUUAACAAUGAGCCUUCGGGCUCUCUGGCGGGCUCCCCUAUGGUACGGAAAAGGGGGAUAUCUCUCAAUAGGCAGAAUGCUAAUACCCAGAGCAGAAUAUUAGGGAGUUUGAAGUACUUCUGGCUCUAUGUAAAGCCGCACCUCUGAUCGAUAAUAUGUACAGCGCGGAGAAGCUCACCAGCCAGUUGAGCCCAUACGUUCUCGAGGCCCAUACUCAAUUGUUUGUGCAAUCCCCCCUUUUUCGCGCGAUCGAACCGUCUCCUGUCGAAGCACUAAGCUACAAUCUCACCACGGCUCUCCUAUCCAUUGGUACAAAACAUGGACAUCUACAAAGACUCAUUUCCGAAAAAUUAUCAAUAUACCUAGACAAUUGUGUACAUGCUAGUGAGACUGCUACAGAGAAUCGAGGGGUUAGUUCAGAAUAUGCUACUGAGAUCGAAGAGGCAAUCCACGUUGCAACAGUUACGAUAUCUCUUUUGGGCUUUUUAGACGCUGUAGCUUCUUCGGCCAAUUUUUGGAGUGCAAGGGAGAGAUUGGAGCUAUGUGAGCGUGUUAAGGUUAUUUUGUCAGAGGGCUUUUUGGUGGCGAUAGAGACGGCCUUCUCGACUAUUCGCAAUACCCAUCUCCAAAGCAGUCACGUAAAAGAGUGGAAGAGAUAUGUUCGUCAUUAUGCAGCUAUUGGUCGGCCAUUGGGUGCCAUGCUUUUACAACGGAGCUUUAUGUGGCUACUUGUUGCAAGCUCAUCACUCCUCCUCGUUGAUGCUGGCAGUCUCAAAGGCCAUGAUGUUUUAGGCAUUCUGAUGUCUCGCCUUGAGGAAUCGAGGCCUAAUUCACCCCGUAACGACCAGGUUGAUUCUGACACAGUUAAUACUCUGGCAAAUAUUGCUUCGAUUGAAAUCGGUCUUCUCGAGGACGGCGCAGAUUACCUCCGUUUAGGCUCUGCUUGGCAACAAAGACUGGCAUUUUCAGUCAAAGCAAGUGCUAUAACAACCUAUCUGAAUUGUGCAAUGUUGAAUGUAAAUGAUGAUGAAGUUGAACCCGAAACCCUCAUGUCCUGGCUUGAGGACACCCUGGCGGAUCCUGUACAAAUGGCAGAUGAGACAUUGGCCAAUGUUGUCCUUCGCUCAAUGGCCUUGACCUCUAAACUCGCUCCUCAGUUCGCACCAGAAGUCAGUCGUCUUCUACCACGAUUCAUUGUUCAGGGCAAUCCACAAGGCAAUACAAUUGGGGUUGCCUGCGCAUGUCUCGCAUAUGUUCUUCACAAUUUAUCCCAGGAUGCUAUAAUCACUACCCUUUAUACGCUAGGAAAUGUUCUCACCUCUGGUGCAAGUCAUGCGGAUAAAGCUCCUUCUGUACCUAACGGAGACCUGGCGCUGGAUGGAGCUGCACAGACAACCCUCUAUGGAAAGAAUUCUAAUGGCAGUUCUAUAUCCUUGGAAAUAUUCACAGAAGAAGACACUUCUGCCGUCUAUGGUAAUGUUGUACAGGCUAUAUGCGCUAUCGCUGGAGAUUGUAAAGAUGCUAAAAUUAUUGCUUUGGCCCAAUCCAUGCUCCUGCAGAAGAUCGAUAAAAUCAACCAACUAAUCGAUGCCCGUAUCGUCACAGCUGCUGCAGAAUUGUCAUUGUGUGGAGGGCCGCUAGAAUUCCGGUCAUUGCUCAAGCUUUAUGGAAAAAUCACGCAUCUCGGUGUCAUGAAAAACAACGAAAUCAUACUGCAUGCUGUAAGUUCACAAAAAAGUUUUGAAGUCCCACAUCAUCUAACCUGGUCUAGGUAAUGAAAGGCCGAAAUUUCCUUUCCUCUAAUUUGCGCAAAGAUUCUCCUUUACAUGACAUAUAUCUCGGGAAUUUACUAGAGGACAUCAUUAGCAAAGGCGACGUCCAUCAAGGGCACAGCACGCGAGAAGGCGAUGUAGAAUCUGCAGCUAAAGAGAUUGCGCAGUUACUGCAGCCCCUAGCAGUCUUUUUUUCCACCAAUAAUAUGGUUUCCGACAAUGACCUCAGCGAGGAGAUGUUGUCUUUGGUACGAGAUGCUUGGUUCAAUAUUGUCGUUCAUGGCUUUACCACCAACACUGAGCGUGGACAGCUCUAUCUAAAAGAGUUGCGUAUCCUGGCGAUCCAUUCAAAGCCUCUUGUUGCCGAGCAGCGAGGUGAGCAAGUAGAGAGUGAUAUUGAACUCAAUACGGUGUUACGCCGAGGGAUCAGUCAAGACCAUGAAACAACACAGAAAAAGCGCCUUACAGCUCUCCUGCCUAGUAGAGCUAGAGAAAUCAAUGCACUUAGUUAUCGCAAAGUCAUCUUCCUUCAGGCUGCUUAUUUAGUGGAAACGCUACGGGCUGAUGCAGGUGACUGCAGCAAAGCCCUAAGGUAUUUUCUUGAGCCUAGCAUGCGCAGAGGUGAGAUGAGCAGCACGAUGGAAGCUGUCACAGGUGCCGUUAUGGAGAUUUACUUGCGCAAAACUUUAGCGGGUCUGACCCCAACAUUUUCGGCUCCAUACGUUGCUAAGCAAUUGGCAUCAAUAUUUACUGGCUGUUGUUAUCGGAUCGAAAGGGUACAGCAAGCUGCAAUGAACUGCGCGGAUAGGAUAAUACGAGAUGUCCCAUCUGCCCUCUGUCAAAAGUCCUCCCUAUUUGCACUUCUUGAACUAUUGUCACUCCUUUGGGUGAGUUGUUUGGAAGCCGAAACCGAUGAGUAUGGACUGAGAUCCUCCUUUACUUCUGAGAAAUCAAAAAUAACUAUUGAAUUAUCCGAUGAUUAUGGCCUACGUCGUCGUACGCUUGAUGCUCUUUACAGGAAAGCCAAAGGCUGGGUCACAGCAGUGAUCAAUAUUGCUCCUGCAGAUGUAAAGGGCUUGCUACAGACAUAUCUCUCAGAAUAUGACGAUGAAGGCGCUUAUGGUCAUAUAUCCCUGGGACGGUCGUUUGCUACAGAGAUGGGAGCUGUCAUUCCAAGUAUGGAUCACAGGCUUGAGGCGAUCGAUCGCCACGGGGAUUGUAAUAUCAAUACAGCCUCUGAUUUCAUUGCUCAAUAUACUACAAGGCAAGAGUACCGUUAUGCAGAAGCUCUUCCGGACCACAACGCUGAAUGGCUACGCUCUAUGUAUCUCGAUGAACAUAGAUCUUCGAUCACAUCUAAACCUGGCAAAGAUUGUGAUGACGCGGUUUCACUUUUGGCCAAACUCGAAGAACAAAUUCACAAAAAGAAACACAUAGCUAUCGGCGAAAUCCGUGAUGUAUUGAGGCGAGCUGCUGCUUUGCUUUGCCGAAGUGACAAGGAUGAGUGUGCCAUCAUACACUAUCUUGUUUCCAUACCCUUCGCUAUCUUCACCAAGCAGUCAAUCAAACUAGGAGGUUCAUUAUGGCUGGGUGUCAUCAACGAAAAUCCCAGCAUGGAGCCUAGAAUUCUGAUAGAAAUCGCCCAACAAUGGGAACUGACUUCACAUCGUAAAGUAGGUAUUUUCAAUGGCAUGUUCAUGUAAGUACAAUCAUAUGUUCAUACCCUAUCAAAAACUAAUCGUCCAUAGCCAUCAGGACCCUUUCUACAUCAAGGAGGAGUUCGCACCUAGCGACAGGACAGUGCUGGCCAAAAAGCAACACGCUGUUAACGAUAUGCUUGCUCCCCACAUGCGACUUCUACAGCUCCUCAGUAGUCAUUUCAAUGCCACUCGUCUUGGUAGCUCGCAUAUGGAAAAGACAUUCCUCAGAAUCCUGAACUUUACAUUGGAUAGCUUGAAACAUUCUACUGGGCACCCGCUUGCUCGAGAGAUCAGAUUCCAAAUCGUCUUGUUUGGCUUAAGAGUCCUAAGACACACUACUUCUCUCGACUUCCCCUCUAAGUGUAGGCUGAAGGACAAGAUUCUUUCUGCUGCUCUCAGUUGGUUUACAUUCCCACCACGGUGGUCAUUUGGUGGUAACCGUCUGCAAUUGAAAGCCGAGACUCGCCUAUUGAACGACGUCGUUCUAGCGUUUAGAAGCGUUGCAAUGACAGGUCCCAAGCCCACUGCUAUGCUCCAAUUGAUGCAGGCGAAGGAGGAGCUUUUGCACAUUUUAAUAGAAAGCGAACAGACUAGGUUGAAUGUUUGGCUUGAUCCUUUACGUCAAGGCCGCGAUAUCCAGGUUCCCACUCCCGCUAGAGUAGCUAACGAUGCAGUGCUACUUCCUCUGGUGCAAACAGCUUGGAAUGAAAGCCCAUCUUUGGCUAUACAGCUUGUGUCUAGAUUUCCUUCGGCGAGGUUGCACCAGGAAAUCCGCUCGCUCUUGCUUCACUUUCCCGACAAAGCAGUAUCGGAGCCUGAAGCACUGCAUGUCUUACUGGGCGACACUUUGCCACCUGAUGUGACAUUCCAAAUGAAGGUAGGUGAUAUGAAAGGCGGCUAUUGUUUGAAAAUAAGCUGACAAAUGUAGUACCUCUUAUACUGGACUUCUGUUAAUCCGAUAUCUGCUGUGACAUAUUUCUUACCGUCAUACCGAAAUCAUCCUUUCAUUAUUCAAUAUGCUAUGCGGGCUUUAGAAAGUCACCCUGUAGACGUCACGUUCUUUUAUGUGCCGCAGAUAGUUCAAACUUUGCGCUAUGAUGACUUGGGAUAUGUUGAGCGAUAUAUUGUCGAGACUGCGAAGUUUUCACAGCUUUUUGCACAUCAAAUUAUUUGGAACAUGAAGGCUAAUGCUUUCAAAGACGAAGAUUCUCAAAUUGUAAGUGACUUGUAUCUCUCAAAUUGCUAAGCUAACAAUUCUAGCCUGAUCCUGUCAAACCCACACUCGAUAAAGUUAUGAAUCGCAUGAUUGAGUCCUUCUCGGGUGUUGAUAAAACCUUCUAUGAGCGCGAAUUCACAUUCUUUGACGAAGUCACUAGCAUUUCUGGCAAGCUGAAGCCAUACAUCAAACGGCCAAAGCCAGAGAAGAAACAGAAAAUUGAAGAAGAAUUGCGCAAAAUCAAGGUGGAGGUUGGAGUCUACCUCCCUAGUAACCCUGAUGGUGUGGUAAUUGGUAUUGAUCGUCAAUCCGGAAAGCCACUUCAAAGUCAUGCUAAAGCGCCGUAUAUGGCAACCUUCCGUAUUAAGAAAAGUAUAGGUAAUGAUAUGGAAGGCACGGAUGACAUGCUUGAAGAGACCAACAAAAAUGGAAGCACCUCGGAUGAAAAUUCCAUUGAGAUUUGGCAAUCAGCUAUUUUCAAGGUUGGUGAUGAUUGUCGUCAAGACGUCCUCGCUCUUCAAAUGAUCGCUGCUUUCCGCGGAAUCUUCAAUAAUGUCGGGCUUGAUGUUUAUGUUUUCCCCUAUCGUGUUACUGCGACAGCACCUGGUUGCGGUGUUAUUGACGUUUUGCCAAACUCCAUCUCCCGUGAUAUGCUUGGAAGAGAGGCUGUGAAUGGUCUAUUUGACUAUUUCAUAUCUAAGUACGGAAACGAGGAUUCCCUCAGAUUCCAAGAAGCGCGCGCCAACUUUGUUAAAAGUAUGGCUGCAUACUCAGUUAUAUCUUUCUUGUUGCAAUUCAAGGACCGACACAACGGUAACAUCAUGAUUGAUGAUGCUGGACACAUUUUACACAUUGAUUUUGGAUUCUGCUUUGAUAUCGCACCUGGUGGUGUCAAAUUCGAGAGAGCACCAUUCAAACUCACAACAGAAAUGGUCGCUGUGAUGGGAGGAAGCACAGAACAUCAAGCAUUCAAAUGGUUUGAAGAACUGUGUGUAAAGGCUUAUUUGGCCUCCCGCCCAUACACUGAGAAGUUGUCGCAGCUCGUCAUGCUCAUGAUGGAUUCUGGUCUUCCUUGCUUCAAGCCUGAGACUAUUCAGCAUUUCAGAGAUAGAUUUGUGCUGGACAAAACGGAAGCUGAUGCUGCGACAUUCAUGAGAGGUUUAGUCAAGAGAAGUUAUGGAAGUUAUUCCACUGGAGUCUAUGAUCAGUUCCAGCUUUUGACCAAUGGAAUUCCAUACUAGAUGCCUUGCUGGCUUCUACGGGGAAUAUUCACGUUUGAGUUGGAUAUCGAAGAGAUUUACAAGGAAAGUCCGGUGUAGAUAUCUAAUGCUCGGGUUUGGUUUGGCGAAUGCAAGAAGAAUGUCGGCCGUGGUGGUAAUUCUAGUGAUAUUGAAAUUGUAGUACACUGUCUUUGAAAGCGUGGGGGUGUUUGGCAUGGGAUUAUCCUUCUUAGAUUUUCUUCUUUCACUAUACUUACUGAUACAAAUAUAAUAAUUGGUACUUCCUUGCACAAUCAUAAUAACUUUUCACAAUGUAUUUUGCAAUCAAUCAUACCUUCCCCACCAUUUGUAAAUGCGGUGCGGUUUACGCCAUCCGGUUUCCGGCCCGCACAUCACUGACGUAGUUUCAAUUAACAACGUAAAUAAAUACACCUCCAACGUCGCCAAGCCUCAAAUAAUCUGUACCACCUUAUACAUCUCUAAAUAAUUUCCACAGAAUAUUCCCCCAAGAUGUCAACCCUAGCACCCGAAGCCCUAAACGGCUUCUCCGACGCCUCAAGCUACGAUAAACAUCGUCCGAGUUACCCACUCGAAGCACUCUCGAAACUUCUACAUAAUCUAGGAGUGGAAAAUGUAGAAGGAGCGAGAAUUAUUGAUGUAGGUGCUGGGACGGGUAAAUUUACUAGUUUGCUUGCGCAGAG
This is a messenger RNA of Sclerotinia trifoliorum, 6959 nucleotides long. NCBI's taxonomy places the organism in Eukaryota, Fungi, Ascomycota, Leotiomycetes, Helotiales, Sclerotiniaceae. The record is from the annotation of a GenBank genome assembly.